Pristis pectinata (smalltooth sawfish) is the source of this 1916-nucleotide messenger RNA. Its product is annotated as UNC93-like protein MFSD11. Bases 359 to 1693 code for a protein of 444 amino acids. The transcript is spliced from 13 exons. NCBI's taxonomy places the organism in Eukaryota, Metazoa, Chordata, Chondrichthyes, Rhinopristiformes, Pristidae. The record is from RefSeq and is a predicted model, not a curated record.
GAGGGUCUUUGGGACAUAUUCAAAGGGACCCCUUGGCUGAAUAAUUGACAGCACACAACUCUGUAUAGGUUCCGCCCAUACCAAUGUAGGCAAUAGAACCGGCCCCCCGAUUAUUAACCAGCGACCUGCUGUGCCUUCUUGCUGGUUUUCCAACCCUCAACCGGGGAACCAGCAAGACACCACGGUCUUUGCUCCGCCCCACCGAGUUGAUUGACUGCCCCUCCGAGUCUGGGCGAUAGCGAUUGCUCUGCGCAUUAAAGUCCGAGUGACAGUUUUCCCUCCGCGCGUUUGACUGACUGACACCUCCACAGGGCUGCUGGCUGGUCGCUGGUCGCGGCUGCGGUGGUCCACGGCCUCAAUGGGUGAUUGCGGAGUGGGUAACGUUUACCUCCUAGGUGUGGGUUUUAUGCUCAUCUUCACUGCGUUCACCACUUGCGGGAACAUAGAGCAAACAGUAAUACGAAGUUUGACCAACACCAGUCUCUCUGGCAGUGGUUAUGACAGUCUUGCCAUUAUCUAUGGAGUGUUUUCAGCUUCUAACCUCAUUGCACCAUCUGUGGUCGCAGUUGUUGGACCGAAGCUGUCUAUGGUAUUAAGUGGAGUUGUUUACAGUGGUUAUGUGAUUUCCUUCAGCAAGCCGAUGACUUGGUCACUGUAUGUUGGCUCUAUCCUCAUUGGAUUCGCAGCUGCUGUACUUUGGACAGCCCAGGGGACAUUCCUCAUCUUGAACUCUGACUCCACCACUAUCAACAGGAAUACUGGGACCUUCUGGGCUCUCUUGCAGUGCAGCAUGUUGUUUGGGAAUCUCUACGUAUACCUGCAGUGGAGGGACGUUAUGGUGAUCUCAGAUGAUGAUAGGAGGACCCUGUUCAUCGUGCUGUCUGUGAUCUCUCUUGCUGGCACAGCCAUUAUACUGACGUUGAAGAACACCAGACACGCAGACACCAGCCGUGAGAUCACUGAGCCUUUGCUUCCAACUCAGACACUGUUUAAAGAGAAAGUGACCUCAACCCUGGAUCAGAUCACUGCAGAGUUAAGGUCGACAUUAAGGCUAUUCCACGCAAAGAACAUGUUGCUCCUGAGUGUGACCAUAGUGUACAGUGGACUGAUGUUGACCUUCUACAGCGGGGUGUAUGGGACAUGUAUUGGAGCUACCAGAGAGUUCGGGAUGGUGGCCAAGGGCCUCAUUGGACUUUCAGGGAUAUUUAUUGGCAUUGGAGAGAUUCUUGGGGGUGGGAUUUUCGGGCUGCUGUGUUUCAAUAACCAGUUCCGACGCACCUCUGCCAUCUUACUGGGAGUCAUCGCUCAUCUCCUGGGAUUUUACCUGAUCUUCCUCAUGAUCCCGGAUGAUGCUCCAAUUUCCAGUGCCGACAGCAGUCACCACAAACCAUACCUGUUUCCCAGUCCGGCCGUGGCAUUAGUGAUCAGCUUCCUGCUAGGCCUAGGUGACAGUUGCUUUAACACCCAGCUCUACAGCAUCAUCGGUAUCCUGUACCCUGAGGAGAGUGGGCCUGCCUUUGGUAGCUUCAAAUUCAUACAGUCCGUUUCUGCCGCAGUGGCUUUUGGAUACAGCAACUACCUGGUGUUAUCUCUACAAUUGCUCAUCCUCACCAUCUUCUGCUUCUUUGGCACCAUCUCCUUUUUUAUCGUUGAGAAGAUUGAAGCCAACGCCUCGGACUUGCAAGAUUUCUGACCUUUACUGCGCAGCCAUUAAUUGCAAGUGAAAGGCACUGAGAGAAAGCAGGGAAUUCCAGGGAAAAUUCUCUGGAGCAGAUCGUCAGGUUGUGACAGCUCUCUGGCUGUAGUGGGAUCGCUGACACCCUCUGCUGGCAGAUGCAGCAUUUCCAACCAACUUUUUGCAAGCGCUCAAUUGAUCAAGGGGUCUGGUGUCUCUGUUUAUAAAUAUGAAGACGGAA